Cuscuta epithymum is the source of this 2110-nucleotide messenger RNA. The record is from the annotation of a GenBank genome assembly. Lineage: Eukaryota; Viridiplantae; Streptophyta; Magnoliopsida; Solanales; Convolvulaceae.
AAGUCCAAUAAUUUCGCAGAGUUGAUCGGACCUGUCCCAAUAAAUCCUCUUCCACACACUUCUUCUUCACCUUCCCGCUUCUCUCUGUAAUACAACCAAAGAUUGCAGAAGAAGAGAAGAACAAUACGCAAGUAAAAAAACACCAAAAAGAAGCUCUUUUUAAUUGAGAAAAGUGAAGAUUUUGCAUCAAUGGGGAGUGAUCAGGGACCAGAGGAGUGCUACAAGGAAGCUUUAUUGGAGGGGAAAGGGUACUAUGAGAACUGCCCAGGGUGUAAGAUGGAGCAGCAGAAGCAGUUGCAGAGAGGGGUUCCCAUCAAAUUGCUCAUCACCAUUUGGUCUAUUGUCCUCUGCACUUCACUCCCAAUAUCAUCUCUCUUUCCCUUCCUUUAUUUCAUGAUAAGAGACUUCAAGAUUGCAGAGAGAGAAGAAGACAUUGGUUAUUAUGCAGGUUAUGUAGGGUCGGCAUUUAUGAUUGGAAGGGCAGUGACAUCUUUGUUUUGGGGGCUGAUUGCUGAUCGAUAUGGCCGAAAACCAGUUAUUCUAUUUGGCACAAUCUCAGUGGUGAUUUUCAAUACUCUGUUUGGUUUUAGCGUAAACUUCUGGAUGGCAAUCAUUACUAGAUUUCUUCUUGGAAGUUUAAAUGGUUUGCUUGGACCAAUAAAAGCAUAUUCUGCAGAAGCUUUUCCGGAACGGUACCAAUCUUUAGGACUUUCAGCGGUCAGCACAUCUUGGGGUAUAGGAUUAAUCAUUGGUCCAGCUCUAGGAGGUUUUCUUGCACAGCCUGCUGAGAAGUAUCCUUCAUUGUUCUCACCACACUCUCUAUUCGGAAGAUUUCCCUACCUCUUGCCUUGUCUGUGCAUUUCGUUUUUUGCACUAAUUGUGACAAUUUUUACAUUUUGGUUGCCGGAAACAAUGCACAAACAUGAUGACACUGGUGAUUCAUAUAUGGCCUUAGAGGCUGCAUCUCAAGUAGCUAAGAUUGAAGAAAAACCGACCCCGAAAAGAAACAUUCUCAGAAACUGGCCUCUAAUGUCAUCAAUCAUAGUAUACUGUGUUUUCUCUCUUCAUGAUAUGGCUUAUACAGAGAUAUUCUCUUUAUGGGCUGAGAGUCCUCGAAGACUUGGAGGAUUAAAUUAUUCUUCAAAUGAUGUUGGAUUUGUUCUCUCAUUCUCUGGUUUCGGUCUUCUAUUCACUCAACUAUUUGUGUAUCCAAUUGUUGAGAGAAAGCUUGGCCCUACAUUGACAUCAAGAAUUGGAGGAAUUUUGUCAAUACCACUGCUAACAAGCUAUCCAUACGUUGCAAUGUUAUCUGGUAUAACCCUCUCCCUGGUGAUAAACUGUGUGUCUCUCAUGAAGAAUGUUCUGUCCACCGCAAUUGUGACCGGACUUUUCAUAUUGCAGAAUAAUGCAGUGGAUCAAGAUCAAAGAGGAACAGCAAAUGGCAUUGCCAUGACCACAAUGUCAAUCUUCAAAGCUUUAGGUCCUUCAAUGGGAGGGACACUAUUUUCUUGGUCUGAGAAGCGUCAAGAAGCCUCCUUCCUUCCAGGCAAUCAAAUGACUUUCUUUGCUCUUAAUGUGAUCGAGGCUAUUGGAGUAUUGCUCAUGUUUAAACCAUUUCUUGUUACACCUACUGCAAGCAAUUGAUUGGCAAAAAAGGAUGCAUCUCUCUGCAAACUUUACAAUCCAAGGCACAUUCGAUUUCAUGGUGUAUUUGUUCGUCAAGAAUUCGUGUCUACCUUUUUGUUAUCUCAUUUGAAAUGAAGGAUCAUAUUAUUUUUCCCGCAUCGUCGCAUCAUUGGCUAUGCCAAACGUUAAAUAAAAAUAGAAAAAUAGGAAAUUAUAAUUCUUGAAAUCUUCUUUAUUUGAAAGGGAUGGUCGGGAAUCGAUGAAACGGUCUUUGAAUAUCCCAAUUAGUGUAUACAGUCAAACAAUGUUCAAUUGGUUAUUGUCGCUUGUAACACUCAAUUUUCAUAUGUAUUGAUCCAAAAGAAUUUUGUGUUUGUCUACAAUAGAGGACCCAAAGGAGUACCUAAGGGAGUAAGGGGUACGAGGGCAAGCGUCAUUGCUUUCAUAGUAUGAAUACUUAAGUUAUAAAAUAGUGCCUCUUCUA